Cuscuta epithymum is the source of this 737-nucleotide messenger RNA. The record is from the annotation of a GenBank genome assembly. Lineage: Eukaryota; Viridiplantae; Streptophyta; Magnoliopsida; Solanales; Convolvulaceae.
UGGGAGAGGUGUGUGAUGUGAAUGGAAAGGAAUCAAACAAAAAAAAUAAGGUGGGCCUCUCCUCACACCGCUCAUACUAUUGAGACAAAAGAAGACACUCACCUCCUUCCUUCUUCAUCAUUUGGCCAUACUCUCAAGAGAAGAAGGAAAUCCCAGAAAAUAGCACCCUCCAGGGAAAGAUUCUUACGAGGAAAAACUAGGUGGAUUAAGAAACUCGCCAAGGGUAUUUUUAGAGCUUCGCCGGAGUUUCGCCGGAAUUGGUCAAAGUACGCCGGAGUUAGUCAAAGUUCGCCGAAGUUCGUCAAAGUUCAAUCGGGGAGCGUAGAACGCGCUUAAGCUCACUUAAGUCCAACUAUAGGUAUAUAUUAUGCGGCCCAAUUUUAGAUUGAAAUCAAAGAAUCGGCAAUCUUCAUGUGUCUUCUUCUUCUUCUUCAACUAUACGCCCGAAAAGCGGAGUUACGGUGACAUACCUUUCUGAAGACUGACGAGUGGAACGGCGGCGGUAGUGGAAUCUUUCUAAGACGGAAAAUGUCAGCAGUGGACUGGCGGCAGCUCCUCCUUCUUCCCCGUUUUCCGUCUUUAAGGUUAGCCCGGCGAAACUCCGGCGAGCUAUUCCUCCUUACUCCGACGUUCAUUUUCCACGAUUCUUUCACUGUUGGAUUCCUCUCUCGAAGGGGAAGGUCUCAGAAGUGUUUUCAAGGCUCGGUUCUGGCUAAAACGAAGGGUCGAAAAUUCGC